CUCCCUAUAGACCGCACUAACCAACCAGCGAACCAAAACAGUUUCUUAUACCGGUCCAAUCAGACUUCACGAGAAGUCACCCACACGAAGUCUGAUUAUAGUAGCCCACCCAACCAGAGAGCUGAUCAAACUUGGAAACCUGCUGGUUUUUUGUUUGUUAUUACAGGCAGCAGGAGAGACAGUGCUCCUUGCUAGGCGACGGAUCUAAUCAUUAACCUCGGUUAGUUUCCCCCUCAUCGGAGGAGCCUCUUGGAUGGAUAUAUCAUGGCUACGUUUGUCUGCAGGGUUCAGUUCUUAGACGAUACCGAUCCGUUCAACAGCACCAAUUUCCCGGAGCCGACCCGACCACCGCACUACACGUUCCGAGAAGAUAUCCCUCUGAUCAAUCAGAUAGCAGGAGUCCACCGGCUACUUAGAGCCCCGCAUAAGCUUGAUGACUGUGCGUUGCAGCUGUCCCAUAAUGGAACCUACUUGGACCUGGAGUCUUCUCUGUCUGAGCAGAGGGACGAGCUGGAGGGAUUCCAGGAGGACAUACCAGGGACCAGAGGGAAGAAGCAUAGUGUUGUCUUACGUACCCAGCUGACUGUUCGAGUACAUGCUUGUAUCGAAAAACUCUACAACUCCAAUGGACGUGACUUGAGGAGGGCUCUCUUCUCUCUCAAGCAGAUUUUUCAGGAUGAUAAGGAUCUGGUCCAUGAGUUUGUGAUGGCAGAGGGUCUGACCUGUCUCAUCAAGGUUGGAGCAGAGGCCGACCAGAACUACCAGAAUUACAUCCUUAGAGCUCUGGGACAGAUCAUGCUGUAUGUGGAUGGGAUGAAUGGAGUCAUCUGUCACAUUGAGACCGUCCAGUGGCUCUACGCUCUCAUUGGCUCAAAGUUCCGCCUGGUGGUGAAGACUGCUCUGAAGUUGUUGCUGGUGUUUGUGGAAUACUCAGAGUCCAACGCCUCUCUGCUUAUAGAGGCCGUCACUACUGUAGACACCAAGAGAGGUUGUAAGCAGUGGUCUAAUGCCAUGGAGAUCUUAGAUGAGAAGGAUGGAGUGGACACCGAGCUGCUGGUGUACGGUAUGACCCUCAUCAACAAGACCUUGUCAGCGUUACCUGACCAGGACUCCUUCUAUGACAUGGUGGAUGGGUUGGAGGACCAGAGGAUGGAGGCUGUAGCUAAGAGGUUCCUGGGGAGGAGAGGAACUGACCUGGACCUGAUGGAGCAACUCAAUAUCUAUGAGGCGACUCUACGACAUGAGGAUGGCGAUGAUGAAUCUAAUCCGCCCAUAGGGCUCUCUGGCCUCAAGGACCGCCGCCGCGCCAGCUUCGGGGACAAGAGGAGGGGCCUGGAGAGGAGGCGGAGCCGCAGAGCAUCUCUCGGGCGGUCUGGGAACGCCUCGCCCUGCAGCCCGUCCACUCAACACCCCGGGUUCCAACCCUUCAAGGGACAAGGAGGAGAAGACAUGAGCAAGAGAACAUCGACACAGAACCAGUCAGCCAGCGUUCACAGAACCAACUGCAUCACUUCCUCCAACUGCAUCACUUCCUCCAACUGCAUCACUUCCUCCAACUGCAUCACUUUGAGAAAAAAUAAAGAAAUUAAAGAGAGCGAACAGGAGGAAGAGAAGAGGAAGAAAAGCCAUCCUCCUCCUCCUCCUCCUCCUCCUCCUCCUCCUGUCUCUCUGCCAUCCCCACUAGUUACCCUGACUCCUCCUCCUGUCUCUCUGCCGUCCCCACUGGUUACCCUGACUCCUCCUCCUCCUCCUGUCUCUCUGCCGUCCCCACUGGUUACCCUGACUCCUCCUCCUCCUGUCUCUCUGCCGUCCCCACUGGCAACCCUGACUCCUCCUCCUCCUCCUCCUCCUGUCUCUCUGCCGUCCCCACUGGCAACCCUGACUCCUCCUCCUCCUGUCUCUCUGCCGUCCCCACUGGCUACCCUGACUCCUCCUCCCCCUCUGAUCGCCUCCCCCAUCUCCCCAUUGGCCCAGCCCUCUCAGCUGACAGCUCUCCUCGCUAGGCGUAAGUCCACUGUCACCAUCCCUGCUACCACUGAAGUUACCAUGCGGGGUAUAAACCGCCCCUCCCCUGAGCGCAUGCCCUACCUCCCCCACUCUCCCUUCCAUCUCUUCUCCUACGACUUCGAUGAGGAACCGAUACUACCCGCAACUAAACCGGAAGUGGACUCUGCUGCUGCCAGAACUGGAGUUCAAAGUCCUGUCACACCAGCAAAUAAGUCUUCUCUGGGUGGUCUCCUCUCCUCCUCCUACAGACAGCAUCAGGAGUCCCUGUCGGCCGAGAGAGAGAGACGUCGGGCAGAGAGAGAGGAAAGACUACAGAGGAUAGAGAGAGAGGAGAGGAACAAACACAGUCGAGACUAUGUGGACAAAAUGGAAGAGGCCAGGAUGGCACGGGAUGAGAGGUAUAAGCACGUGGAACGCUUGGCUGCAGAGGAGUUUGAGAGGGACCGCGUGCCCAGGUCACGCCCCGACCUGAGUUUGACCUUUAACCCAGUGGAAGCCUGGGCCCCCACCUCGUCCCGCAGCACCACCCCCUCCUCCCUGGCGUCUCAGGAUGAGGAACAGGAGGAACCAGAGGAACCAGACACAGAAACUGAUCUAGAACUAGAGGAGCCUGAGACCCCUGUUACACCAUACACACCCUCGGUGACUGAACAACUGAAGCCAGAGGACUUCACUGCCUGUCUAGAAGAGAAGGAGGCAGAAGAGUUAGAAGAGGAAAGAGAAGAGCAGGAAACAGAGGAAGUAAAGGAAGAAACAAAAGCAGGUAAAGAGGGAGAAGAAGAAGAGGUGCGAGAGGAGGAAGAGGUUUUAACAUCGCCGGAGAAGGAAGAGGAGAGGGAGGACGGCGAGGAGGACAGUGGCAUUCUGAGCGACAAGGAACGACAGAAUGAAGAAGUGAACGAGAAAGACAACUGCUCGGCCUCCAGUAUCUCCUCUGCCAGCAGUACCCUGGAAAGAGAGGAGAGGGGGAGCAAUGAGAACGGUCCGUGGACCCAGAGUGUUAAGGAGGUGGAUGUGAAUGAACAGUGCAGCAAAAUCCUCAACAGCAAACGUUUCAUGCUAGACAUGCUCUACUCCCAGAACAAGGAACCCUGCGAGGAGGAGGAGGAGGAGAGGGGGAAGGAAAAAGGAGUAGGUGGAAAGGCCAACCAGGAAGCCGUCCAACCGUCUGACGAGGGAGAGGAGAACACCCGGAAAACCGACUUCCCGGAAAAAAAGGACUCGAACGUCAGAGUGUUCGCUGAACGUUUCGGGGAUCUGGUAAAAGGACUCGGCUCGCCUCCCACCCCCCUCAAUAGCCCCUCUCAUGAGGCCGCCGUUGUAGAACAAGAGAAGCCCCCUCCACCUCCCCCUAAGAAGGAGUCAGAUACCAUCUGGGACCAACUCCUGGCCAGUCCUAGGGAGCUGCGCAUCGGAGACAUCGACUUCACAGACCUGAAAGAGGAAGACGAUGAAGACAUUCUGGCUGCCGGUCUGAUGGGGGGUUCAGACUCCCUGUGUCCCCCUCCUCCCCCACCCCCUAACCCUUACCUCCCAUCCUGCCCCCCACCCCUGUUGGGUUGUCCACCACCACCCCCAAUGCCAGGGACGAGAAGCAUGCCUCCUCCGCCCCCCUUCUGCUCCGCGGCCCCCGCCCCUCCUUCAGAACCAGUCCAGAAGAGUAAGAAGACGAUCCGGUUGUUCUGGAGUGAGGUGCGUCCGUCAGACUACCAGUACAUUAGCAGCAGGAGCAGUGGAGACUCUCUGUGGUUCAAACUAGAGCCGGUUAAGAUAGACACGUCCAAACUAGAACACCUCUUCCAGACCAAGUCCAAGGAGAUACCUGUCACCAAGAAAACGGCAGCGGACGGUAAACGCCAGGAGAUCAUCGUUCUGGACUCCAAGAGGAGUAACGCCAUCAACAUCGGACUGACCGUCCUGCCUCCUCCUCGCACCAUCAAGACCGCCAUUCUCAACUUUGAUGAGUACGCACUCAACAAGGAGGGCAUCGAGAAAAUCUUGACGAUGAUCCCUUCGGAGGAGGAGAAGCAGAAGAUACAGGAAGCUCAGCUGGCCAAUCCGGACGUCCCCCUGGGCUCAGCAGAACAGUUCCUCCUCACCCUGUCCUCCAUCAGCGAACUGUCAGCCAGACUACAGCUCUGGGCCUUCAAGAUGGACUACGAGGCUACAGAGAAGGAAGUGGCAGAGCCGCUGCAGGAUGUGAAGGAAGGGAUGGAGCAGCUGGAGAAGAACAAGACUCUGCGCUACAUCCUGUCUACGCUGCUCGCUAUAGGAAACUUCCUCAACGGCACCAAUGCCAAAGGCUUUGAGUUGAGUUACCUGGAGAAGGUUCCUGAGGUGAAGGACACAGUUCAUAAACAGUCUCUGCUGCACCAUGCCUGUUCCAUCGUGGUGGACCACUACCCUCAGAGUACUGACCUUUACUCUGAGAUAGGAGCUAUCACACGCUCUGCCAAGGUGGACUUUGACCAGCUGCAGGACAACCUGACCAUGAUGGAGCGCCGUUGCAAAGCAUCCUGGGACCAUCUGAAGGUGAUGGCCAAGCAUGAGAUGAAGCCCACGCUGAAACAGAAGAUGUCUGACUUCCUGAAGGACUGUGCUGAGAGAAUCAUUAUCCUGAAGAUAGUGCACCGCAGGAUUAUCAACAGGUUCCAUGCGUUCCUGCUGUACCUGGGCCACCCAGCCUACGGCGUGAGGGAGAUCAGUGUCCACCGGUUCAGUAAGAUCCUCAGUGAGUUUGCUCUGGAGUACCGGACCACGCGCGACCGGGUCCUGCAGCAGAAACAGAAACGGGCCGACCACCGGGAACGCAACAAGACCCGCGGGAAGAUGAUCAUGGACGUCAACGCACCCGUGAGUACACACACACACACAUACACACACACGCACACACACACACACACACACACACCUCUUCAGUCACGCUGGGGGAGGAGCUGCUGCGACAGCUAA
Oncorhynchus nerka (sockeye salmon) is the source of this 4959-nucleotide messenger RNA. Its product is annotated as FH1/FH2 domain-containing protein 3-like. The record is from RefSeq and is a predicted model, not a curated record. Gene Ontology annotation, biological process: cardiac myofibril assembly; cortical actin cytoskeleton organization; sarcomere organization. NCBI's taxonomy places the organism in Eukaryota, Metazoa, Chordata, Actinopteri, Salmoniformes, Salmonidae. Gene Ontology annotation, molecular function: actin filament binding. Gene Ontology annotation, cellular component: cytoskeleton; cytoplasm.